GACUUGUUUAUAUAAACAGAAGAAUAAACUAUUUACAAAAUGGCACAAAUAUGGAUGGACGACGAAAAUGCAGUUGCCCACAUGCUGCCCCGUUCGGCCCGCAAGGCAAUGGCCGACAAUGCACUGCAGCAGUCCGCCAAAAAGAGCGUGCUCAGCAAAUUAGACAAUAUGCUGUACAACAAACCGCAUUUGACGCCCUUCAAAGGCGCCAAUGCAAAAUUUCCUGCGAGCUGCGCGCCAAAAAUUUCGCUUUGCAAAGAAACGUUGCAAAAACAGCAUCGGAAAUUGCCACAAAAGUCAGAUGCGCCGCAGCUGCUGGAGACGCACUUCAAGGCGCCGCAGUCGACUCCGAAUGUUGCCAACGAUCUUUAUGCUAAAAGCGCUGAGGCCACAAAUGAUUUCGAUUUAUUUGAUUUUAUGGAUUUCCCCUCGGCGAAAUGCUUGAAAAAUUGCCAAAAACCCCUCACAUAUAAGAAUUUCGAGCCCCUCCUCAACGAGGAGCUAAUAGCUAAAUUGCUAAACAACACAAUGGAAAUGGAUGAGGAACUUUUGGUAGAAACUCCAAGUCAUCCUGAUCUGGAAACGGACGAUAUAGCCUGGCAGCCAAUAACAUAUAAAUCGACUGAAUUUGAGGAACCCUUAAAGGAUAUAUUCGAUUUGCCAUUGCCCGCUAAUUUCUAUUUUGCAGACUUCGAGCGGGAGCCUUAGGAAAACAAAGUCUAAAAAUUAGUACGAAAAACUUUUGUUUCAAUUAAUAAUUUAUAUUUUUAAGCUAUAAAAAACAAAACUUUCUUGUUGCUGUACGAAAUAUUAGUGUUCUAUGUUAUAAGUCCAUCGACU
Messenger RNA from Drosophila hydei, 840 nucleotides. RefSeq lists its product as uncharacterized. The transcript has 3 exons. Bases 40 to 708 code for a protein of 222 amino acids. The record is from RefSeq and is a predicted model, not a curated record. NCBI's taxonomy places the organism in Eukaryota, Metazoa, Arthropoda, Insecta, Diptera, Drosophilidae.